GGUGUCCGUCGACCGUCCGAUACCGACCAUGCCGUGAGUUCUGCUGACGCCGCAUGGCACAGCCCAGGGCCGCUAACUGCAGACACCCUCACAGAAACUUCACCACGACAGGACUCUAUCAGCACAUCAGUCCACCAAGAGCGGUGCCCGCACUGAAGCCCGAAGCGUUGAGGCAGUGGCUAAAGGAGGGAGACAUCGAACGUCUCCGCCAACUGGUCACCGACGGUCAGGGCCACCGUCUGUUGGGAGAACGUCCUCCUGUGCCAGCUGCCCGCAGUUUCCUGAGAACCCUGCCCUCGCUGAUGGCCCGGCAGGAGGAAGUGCACAUCGCCGCCGAGGAUGGCAAGACGGAAGAAGUGGCCGCCAUGCUGGACAAGGGCGAUGAGGGUGCCCGUCUUGCUGUGAGCAAGGAUGCCGCUGGUCUCGGCCUCCUGCACAAAGCCGUACUCAGGGGCCAUAUUGCCCUCGCAGAGAUGCUGGUCGAGAAGUAUCCACAGACCAUCAAUCUUAAAGACCACGAAGGGCGGACGGCAUUGCAUUACUGCGGUGCCAGUCCAGAGGCUAACUACAUGUGGGGAUUGCUGGAGGCGGCGGGGGCGGACCUAGACGUGGUGGACCGCCGAGGUAACAGGGCCAAGCACUACCUCAACAUGAGCAAAAACGCUUCUGGAAGCAGCUUAGGCUCAUUGAAAAGAGUGCGGCGCCAGGAUCCAGACCUCCCUGUGAUUGUGACUCGGGCUCACAUACGCAAAUGGAUUCACGAGCGAGAUCUGUCGAAACUGGAAAAACUGCUGUGGGCCGGCCACGGGGACCGGCUUUUGCCCGAAACCAGCGCCAGUCCCAAGGUCCGCAGCUUCCUCGAGUCAGUUCCUUAUAUCCUGACGGUGAUAAAAGAGGCUCAUUGUGCCGCUGUCACGGACAACCUGCAACUCUGGCGUUUGCGAACGUCGCCCCCUGUACCUGAGCACGUAGUCAUAAGUAAGGAUAAGAAUGGUCUCACCCCACUCCACAAGGCUGCUGGUCUCGGCCACUUGGAGAUUGUGAAAGAGAUUUUGUCGCGCUUCCCGGAUGCACAGAAAGUUGCGGACGAAACAAAGAAAACCCCUUUGCACUAUGCAGCUCUCUUGAAAACGGAACACCCCGUUUACAAAGCUCUUUUAGACGCGGGAGCCGAUGAGAAUGUCUUGGAUAAGAAAGAACGCUCGCCUUUGUACUAUGCACAACACCCAAAUGAUCACAUUGACACGACCUUGCUGAGCCAAGUUCCUGAAGCCCCUAGGGCACAUAGCAAGCUCCCCUCCAGCUGGAACUGGAACUCACUCACGGUGGCUCCGAAUGCAAUUGCUACCAACAUGGUGCCCGAACCUCUUCCAUUGCCGCCGAUGCCCAAAAAAGUUGAAAAACCACCCCUGCCAAACAUUCGACCUCUGCCCGCGAAACCAAAGGAAACGGUAAACUUAGAAUCACAACAAAAAACCGAACCAAAAACCACUCAGGAAACAAGUGGGACCAAAUUCGCACCAUACCUGCCGCUAAACUCAAGAAAGCCUGUCACCAAUAAAUCAACCAACGAAAGCAGUAGUUCAAAAUUCGCCCCUUCCAGUCCACUAAAGCCUCUUGAAACCUCAGUGGGUAGGUUCAUUCUACCUCAAGCUGCUCAACCACCAACGAGUCCAGUGAAAGCGCUGGACACUUCAGGCAGCCGACUCAACACAUCCCACGGCGCCAUCCAGUAUAUUCGCAAUUUUGAGAAUUUCGGCACGAGAAUAAUAUCCACUCCAUCCGUUUACGUGAGCAGGCAUCCCUUGUCGACCAUUCCUAUUGCUGCCAAUGCUUUUCCCAAUCCCCGGGAUUUUGACAUCACGCAGACUCCACCCACGACCUUUUCCUUUUCACCAAACACGUCCACGAAAAAUCCGAUGGGGUUCACCCUGAGCAGGAUCAAUACUCCUUACAACCCUACCAUAUUCCAUUCUCGUUUCGCUCCUCCGGUGCCCAGCACCGCUCCUGAGUCCACUCCCGCCCCUGUGGCCUACACGACAGCCGUGCCCAGCACCGCACCCUCAGUAACCACUUCCUCGAACCGACCUUUGGAAGGGCUCACGGAGCAAGUUGAGGCUAUCCCUGAAACACCGCAGCCUCCCGCUCCUGAGCAACCGCCUCAAGCGGAAAAUCUUACUGAAGAAAAUGCUCCUAAUUCUUCGCCAGAAGAAAUUAAACCGAACCCUGAGGAGAUCAAACCCCCGCAGAAUGAAAAAGGAAUGAUUUUAGCUUCGGACAAGCCUGUGAGGCCUAUCUCGCCUCCAGGCACCCGAAUGCACGCGCCAUUGAUUGAAAAGUGGGUCCGCAACCUCGAUAUGGCUCGGCUGGAGGACGCGCUACUCGAAGGCCGCGGGCCGCGAGUAAUGAAAUUGAUCAGCAACUCCCCUAAGCAGGAGGAGUUCAAGGCUUUCAUUGAGCGUGCCCCCGGAUUCAUGGAGGCAAUGAAAUUAGUGCACUCGGCUGCCAGGACGGGAAACAUGAAUCAAAUGAACGAUCUACUUGAAGUUUACAAGAGGAUUGUUUUAGCCAGGGAUGAAGAAGGUGCCCAGCCCCUCCACGUGGCGGUCAGGGCGGGAAACGAGACGAUGGCCAGAAAUUUGCUCAACAUUUUUCCACAGGGAGCAACAAUACCUGAUUGGGAGGGACGAACGCCUCUUCAUUACGCUGCAAUGUGUCUCGACCCAGAAAAAGCUAUGAUUUGUUACCAACUUCUUUUGGCACAUGGAGCACCAGAAAAAGCGAAAGAUGCUACUGGAAACACGGCACAAGACUAUCUUGAAGAAACGCAAAGUCAAUUAGUGGAGCAAUUCGACCCAGCAGUUGUUGAUUCGGAAAUAGCACAAGCCAAAGUGGUAGAAGUUGAAGCUGCCACCGCCGAAAUUAUGCCACCAAGAUCCUCUAACGAAGAUCCUGUUCUAAUUGAAGCAAAAAAGCUUGUUGUAGAAGAAAACACAGAAAAACUAGCCGAAAUGGUUCUCAACGGUCAUGGAGAGAAGCUUUUGGGGCUUCGCUCUGACAAUCCUUACGUCCAGGGGCUUUUGGAAAACGUCCCAGAUUAUAUGAUCAAAAUCCAUAAAGUGCACGAAGCUGCUGAAACGGGUGACAUAGUUUCCCUUCAGAAAGCCUUGGAGCGACGCAAAUUUGUCACCUCCAGGGACAAAUACGGUGCCACUCCACUGCACAAAGCUGUGCUACACCAACAAGUGGGAGUUGUCCGUUAUCUUGCCGGCCGAUUUCCUGAAUCUCUCAGGGCACAAGAUCAAGCAGGCAGAACGGCUUUGCACUACUCGGCCGUUCUGGCCGAUAGGGGCAACAUAUACGGCAUUUUGGCGUCGCUUGGAGCAGAUAUCAACGUUAGAGACAUGCGUGGACGCACUGCCUUGGACUAUCAAUUGCACCACGAGCAAAAGCAAAGUCAUGCAAAAUUGCUCUUUGAGCUGGGCGCUGACCCGUCGCUGGCCGCCCUCGAUCCUCUAGACCCGACGGCAACACUAGCAACCUCAGCGGCUGGAGCUUUGACCAUGGACAUGCUUGAACCCGAGCCGAGGAACCUGACUUUUGGUACCGAACCACCUAUUGUGAAAAAUUCAUUGCCACCGGACACAGCACACUACGACGGAAAAGCACUUCAAGAGCCACUGCUCGAGGGCCUGAAGGAGCAAGAAUCAAAUGGCGCGAUGACCCCCGAAACAAGCAAGAAGCCCCUCGACGGCGGCGAUGACGCGACUGAGGAGCAGCGCCUGUUGACGGCGCCAUCGCGAGGCCACGAUCAACGCCUCGAAACGGCGGGCUCGAUGGCGAGUGGCGUCGGCAGCACCAACAGAGACGAGUUCGGCCAGAGCAUGCUGCACUUCGCGGCUGUGCGCGCACACAGCCGUAACGCUUUCGCCCAAAUCCUCAGGGAGGCUGGGCUCAGCGUCGGACAGCGGGACUUGCUUUACAGGACGCCUAGGGACGUCGCCCUCGAAGCUGGACUGCCCGAGAAUGCGAGGGAUAUAGAUGAAUGGGUUUUGCUUCUCGCCAUGGAAGGUGACACAACCAGACUUGAAGAGUUGCUUAUGGACGGCUACGAUCACAUCCUGGACGUGAAAAACGCGAAAGGCGACGGAAUUCUCGAUUUGGUGUCGGCAGCAAACGUACAGGAAAGUGUUUCUUUCUUAACGUCAGUCUCCGUUUUCGAGAGCCGCCGCGAUUGGAUCCACUCGGCGAUUCGAGACGGCGACUUGGGCAAAGUGCGCGAGGUGCUCACUUCUAGUCGGCUUGCAGUGGCGCGCAACAAGUUCGGAAGGUGCGCCCUUCACGUCGCAGUGCUAGCCGAGAAGGAGCAAAUCGUCGAGUUCAUCGCGAUCAAGUUUCCAAUUUGUCUAGCAGCCGGAGACAAUCUGGAGAGAACUGCGUUGCACUAUGCCAUGGCGAUGGAAAACGCUGAGAAGUUGAGCAUGAUUCUUGUCAAGGCGGGAGCUAAGAGGGUUAUCAAAGAUUUGAGGGGGAGACAGCCGUCGUUUUACUUUGUCAACAGAGAUGAAGUUCUUAAUCUUAAAGAGGAGGAAAUGAAGGAAGUGCAGGAGGCGCAAUAGGCUCAUGGAAAGCAUCAACAGAACUUAUAUCAUACAAUGUACCUGUAGAAUCUAAGGUUGUCAGCCUCCAGUUUUCAAAAAACGUUCAUAUUUUUUAAUAAAUUCAAAUCGGCACUUUCAAUGAAAACCUGGAAGCUUGCAACCCUAGAAGAAAUAUUUAUGUGCAUAGAGCUUCGAUAAUUUAUAUAUAUUUACAAGUAUGCCUCAAAUUUAAUACGAUUUGUAAUGCUUUAGAAACGUAUUAAAAUCUUUAAAAAUAGCAAAAUAUUUUUUUAUCAA
Messenger RNA from Cloeon dipterum, 4898 nucleotides. RefSeq lists its product as uncharacterized. The transcript has 21 exons. Gene Ontology annotation, molecular function: protein binding; aspartic-type endopeptidase activity. Lineage: Eukaryota; Metazoa; Arthropoda; Insecta; Ephemeroptera; Baetidae. Gene Ontology annotation, biological process: proteolysis. The record is from RefSeq and is a predicted model, not a curated record. The coding region runs from base 54 to 4619 and encodes 1521 amino acids.